GUUCUGGCGCAGCCAGUGCCCGCGCGUCUUUCGCGAUCGUCGGACCGCGCGUACGAAAAACGGGGUGGGUGUUCUCGGUCGCGUGUUUUCUAACCCCACGGGAAACCCAGAUGUGUUCCACGGGUAAACGCUUCGUCAGUAUCGAGCGAUAAUCUAUGGGCGAAAGUGUUUAUUGAAGGGAAUCCGACGGUGUGAUCCAAUCGUUCGCGGGUGGUGGAAGUCAGUCGCGUUCCAAUUAACGAAACUCCACUCGUCGCGAUGCUUACUGUUAACUAUGUAACGUACUUUGCAAAAGUGGUUACGGCUACGUAAAUUGUUCGUUAAUGAGGUUGCCCGCGAAGAAAACAGCGGUUGGAUCGAAACGGAUUAUCCAAAGAACACUGUUGGUCUACCACGUGUGCACACAUCGGAACACCAGACUGGCAAUGGAAAUCGUAGCUAUGGCUGAUUAGGGGAAACUUAGUACAGUUCUCGGCCUGUUUUCUCGACGCUAUGACGGCCAGCGAGAUAACGAGAACUCGGCCGAGAUAAUGCGCCACCAUGGUUAUCGGAACGAACGUUUCCGAUGAUCGCGCUCGUCGAUAACGACCGGUGUAACUCGCGCUAUCGCACGCCCGAUUCACGCGGCCCCGAUGGGAUUACGCGGUGCUCGCAAGAAAGAACUGGCUAGAUCUGACCGAUAAAAUUCUACGUCCCCUAUCUCGGCGCUAUUUAGACCCGCCUCGUGGUGCUCCGAUUUCGGUGACAAGCAUGCUACGUAGGACAAGCGUCGUGCAGUGAAUGUCAAGUGUCCUGUGCUUUAUUGACCAACGAGUGAAGUGAGGACGACCCGUGACACCCCGGCCCUGGACACUUAACGAUGGAAACAGAGCACAUGUGAAUAUGAACGAUGGCCGAAUGAGGAUUCACAGUGCGCGGCGAGACUCCGUCGAUGUGCGGUUCCGUGUUUGAGUGUCCGUGAACAAUCUUAAGUUGACCGUGUAUUUGUAUUUGUAUUUGUAACGUGUGCUCCUCCAGCCUCGUCUGCUCGUAUGUAUCGCGUUCUGUCCCGCGACGGACAAACCGGGAACGAUGUCAUAGUGAGGUGCGAGCUGGAGUUCACGUCGGGCACAAUGGCACUGUUGUUCGCCAUCAUCGUCAUCCUGGUCACCACUGCCAUGUCGCUGCCGCCGGUGAUAAAAAUCGGUGCAAUAUUUACGGACGACCAAAAGGACAGCCCGUCGGAAUUGGCGUUCAAGUAUGCCAUCUAUAAAAUCAAUAAGGACAAAACUCUCCUGGCGAACACGACGCUUGUCUACGAUAUUCAGUAUGUGCCUAAGGAUGAUUCGUUCAGGACGUCGAAAAAAGCAUGCAGCCAGCUGUCCAGAUCGGUCCAGGGAAUCUUUGGCCCGUCCGAUCCUCUUCUAGGCGCUCACAUCCAAAGUAUAUGCGAGGCCCUCGACGUUCCUCACUUAGAAGCCAGAGUCGACUUCGAACCGACGUUCAAGGAGUUCAGCAUAAAUCUGUAUCCCGCGCAGGAUCACUUAAACAAGGCCUUCAAGGAUCUCAUGUCCUUCCUAAACUGGACCAGAGUGGCAAUCAUUUACGAAGAAGAUUAUGGUUUGUUCAAGCUACAGGACCUCGUAAAGUCGCCACCAUCCGCGAGGACGGAGAUGUACAUUCGCCAGGCGGGACCUGGAACCUACAGGCAGGUCCUGCGGGAGGUCAGACACAAGGAGAUCUACAAACUGAUCGUCGACACGGAUCCCGCGCACAUGCAACAAUUUUUUCGAGCGAUCCUUCAGCUGCAAAUGAAUGAUUACAGAUACCACUACAUGUUCACCACGUUCGACAUAGAAACGUUUGAUCUGGAGGACUUCAAGUACAACAGCGUGAACAUGACUGCGUUCCGUCUGGUGGACCUGGAGGAACCGAAAGUGGCCGAAGUUCUACGACAGAUGGAGAGUUUUCAGCCGAUUGGCCACGCGAUCUUCAACAAAACCGGGGUUAUCCAGGCAGAACCAGCUUUGGUCUACGACAGCGUGCAGGUGUUCGCGCACGGUUUGGCCGCGUUGGACCGCAGCCACGACCUGAGGCCCGUCAAUUUGUCCUGCGAGAAGGAAGAGCCCUGGGACGACGGCCUGUCCCUCUACAAUUACAUUAACGCCGCAGGUUUACACGGCCUAACCGGACAUAUCGAGUUCAACGAGGGUAAACGAAACAACUUCAAACUGGACCUCUUGAAGCUGAAAAAGGAGGAGCUGGUCAAAGUCGGGGAGUGGAAACCGGGAACGGGAGUCAACGUGACCGACGUCGGCGCUUUUUACGAGACCAGCGCGACCAACAUUACCCUGGUUGUUAUGACCAGAGAGGAGAAACCGUACGUGAUGGUAAAGGAAGACAAGAAUCUGACGGGGAACGCGAGGUUCGAGGGGUUUUGCAUCGAUUUGCUCAAGUGGAUCGCCGGUCAGGUCGGCUUUCAGUAUGCCAUAAGAUUGGUACCCGAUCACAUGUACGGCGUUUACGACCCGAAAACCAAGGAGUGGAACGGUAUCGUCAGGGAGCUGAUGGAGAAGAGAGCGGAUCUCGCCGUUGCGUCUAUGACAAUCAAUUACGCCCGGGAGAGCGUGAUAGAUUUCACCAAGCCGUUUAUGAAUCUCGGUAUCGGGAUUCUGUUUAAGGUGCCCUCCAGCCAGCCGACGCGGUUGUUCUCGUUCAUGAACCCGCUGGCCGUGGAGAUCUGGCUGUACGUGCUGGCCGCGUACAUGCUCGUCAGCUUCACCCUGUUCGUAAUGGCUCGGUUCAGCCCGUACGAGUGGAACAAUCCGCACCCGUGUCUGGGCGAGAGCGACGUCGUCGAGAACCAGUUUACCGUCAGCAACAGCUUCUGGUUUAUCACCGGCACGUUUCUUAGACAGGGCAGCGGGCUGAACCCCAAGGUUUCCGGGCGAACGCCGUCGAGGCUGUUCUCGUUCAUGAAUCCUCUGGCCGUGGAGAUCUGGUUGUCCAUGCUGGGCGCUUACAUGUUGGUGUCCAUAACGAUUUGGAUAGUGGCGAGGUUCUCACCUUACGAAUGGGUCGAACCGACUCCCUGUCCGAGCUGCAAUUGUCCCAUGCAGGGCGGUCACGUGAGCGCGUUAGAUCCUGACAGCGACGACAUUCCUCUGCCGAGGACGGUCAACGAGUUCACCCUGGCCAACAGCUUCUGGUUUAUGGUCGGCACGCUCAUGCAACAGGGCAGCGACCUCAACCCCAAGGCGACAAGCACGAGAAUAGUCGGCGGAAUUUGGUGGUUUUUCACGCUGAUCAUCAUCUCUUCCUACACGGCCAACUUGGCUGCAUUUCUCACGGUGGAGAGAAUGAUAACGCCGAUUGAGAACGCGGCUGACCUCGCCGAGCAGACGCAGAUCUCGUAUGGGACACUCGAGGGUGGAAGCACGAUGACGUUUUUCAGGGACUCGAAGAUUGGAAUCUACAAAAAGAUGUGGGAGUUCAUGGAGUCGAAAUCGCCGUCGGUGUUCGUGAACAGCUACGAAGAGGGGAUAAAGAAGGUGCUCGAGGGUGACUACGCGUUUCUCAUGGAAUCCACGAUGCUCGAUUAUGCGGUGCAACGCGAUUGCAAUUUAACGCAGAUCGGUGGUUUAUUGGACAGCAAAGGCUACGGGAUUGCAACGCCGAAAGGCUCGCCCUGGAGGGACAAAAUAUCUCUGGCGAUCCUCGAGCUGCAGGAGAAGGGCGUGAUACAGAUCCUGUACGACAAGUGGUGGAAGAACACCGGGGACGUGUGCAAUCGGGACGAGAAGAGCAAAGAGAGCAAGGCGAACGCGUUGGGCGUCGAAAAUAUCGGAGGUGUCUUUGUCGUGCUGGUCUGCGGCCUCGCGUUAGCGAUCCUCGUCGCGGUCCUCGAGUUCUGCUGGAACUCCAAGAAGAACGCCCAAUCGGACCGGUCACUGUGCGCCGAGAUGGCUUCGGAAUUGCGGUUCGCCAUGCGAUGCGGGUCGCGGCAGAGGCCAGCCGCGAAGGCGCGCAAUUCCGACGCCGCGGUGCCCUGCGGCCGUUGCAGUCCGCGCACCACCAGGAGGAGAACCCGGUACUGUUCCACCGGACACGAGGAGACCACCUACAUACCGAGCAUCGAGAUACCACGGUUAAAUGCAGGAGGGUGGUGCGUCGUCGAUGACGGAGAUGAAGAAAUCAUUGAGCUUCGAUCAAGUGGGAGCGGCCCGUGGCGGGAACACCUAGCACAGGCCUCGUCCUCAUCUUCAUCCUCAGCAGCAGCAGCAACAACAGCAACAGCAACCGCCACCGUGCAAAGCCACGACCACGCACACACAUCACAAACACUGCCACUCACAUUCACACAGCCACAGUCACAGUCAUACGCACAAGCACCAACUACCCCAACCGAGGCAGAGACGGGGCUCCUCAAGCAUCGUCUUGGGUCAAGGAGGUGACCACCCUGAGAGCAUUCUCUGGAGAUUCGACUGCGACCUGGCGGGUGAACCGGACGUGGUGAUAUCGCCGCCCCCGCCGC
Molecule: messenger RNA, 4513 nt
Organism: Ceratina calcarata
Lineage: Eukaryota; Metazoa; Arthropoda; Insecta; Hymenoptera; Apidae
Product: glutamate receptor ionotropic, kainate 2
Exons: 21
Coding region: 1032-4433 (1133 amino acids)
Biological process (GO): monoatomic ion transport
Cellular component (GO): membrane
Molecular function (GO): signaling receptor activity; ligand-gated monoatomic ion channel activity
Source: RefSeq, a predicted model, not a curated record